AUGAAGAGCUGUUUAUUGGCUUUGGCUGCUGCUACAACUGCUGUUGCAUGGUCCUUCCAACAACCUUUCGCUUUUAAGGACUUUGACUCACUCAAUCUUCAGGAUGAAGUGCAAAAACUACUCCCUAAUGAAUACAGCAAUUUACAAAUGUUCACCAAGAAUAAGAAACCCGUCACGAAGAAACAUGAUUGGGAUUUUGUCGUCAACAACGUAGAAUUGGAAAACUACCAAUUACGUGUGAAUAAGAUUAAUGACCCAAAGAUUUUGGGUAUUGACCCUAAUGUCACCCAAUACACCGGUUAUCUGGAUGUAGAAGACGAUUCUAAACAUUUCUUCUUCUGGUUUUUCGAAAGUAGAAACGAUCCAAAGAAUGACCCCGUUGUCUUAUGGUUGAAUGGUGGCCCUGGCUGCUCUUCAAUGACCGGGCUUUUCUUUGAAUUGGGUCCCUCUUCCAUUGGAAGCGAUAUUAAACCUAUUACAAACCCUCACUCGUGGAACAAUAACGCCUCAGUCAUCUUCUUGGAUCAGCCUGUCAAUGUUGGGUUCUCUUAUUCGGAUUCAAGCUCAGGUGUAAGUAACACUGUAGCUGCCGGUAAAGAUGUCUACGCUUUCUUAGAAUUAUUCUUCCAAAAAUUCCCUGAAUACAAGGAUAACAAUCAAACUUUCCACAUUGCAGGUGAAUCCUACGCAGGUCAUUAUAUCCCAAUUUUCGCAUCUGAGAUCUUAUCUCGUGAAGAUAGAAAUUUCAAUCUUUCUUCUGUCUUAAUCGGUAAUGGCCUAACUGACCCAUUAACUCAAUACAAAUAUUACGAACCAAUGGCUUGUGACAAAGAAGCUUCCGGCGCUGACCCUGUCCUGGGACCUCAAGAAUGUCAAUCGAUGAAUGAUUCUUUAGAUCGUUGUCUAAGCCUCAUUGAUGCUUGUUACAAAUCCGAAUCUGUUUGGACUUGUGUUCCAGCUUCUAUCUAUUGUAACAAUGCUCAAUUGGCCCCAUUCCAAAGAACAGGCAAGAAUGUCUACGACGUAAGAAAGGAUUGUGAGGGCCAAUUAUGCUACAAAGACAUGGAAGUCAUUGACAAAUAUUUGAAUAUGAAAUACGUUCAAGAUGCUAUCGGUGCAGAAGUCUCCACUUAUGAAUCUUGUAACUUCGAUAUCAAUAGAAAUUUCUUAUUCAAUGGGGACUGGAUGAAACCUUAUCACAGAGCUGUCACUGACUUAUUAGAACAAGAUUUACCUGUUUUAAUCUACGCAGGUGAUAAAGAUUUUAUCUGUAAUUGGCUAGGUAACCAAGCAUGGACUAACGAAUUGCCAUGGAAACAUCACGAAGAAUUCAGUAAACAACCAGUAAGAGACUGGACCGCAGAAGCUACAGGUGAAGUUGCUGGUGAAGUUAAAUCAUACGACAAAUUGACCUUCUUACGAAUCUUUGACGGUGGCCAUAUGGUUCCAUAUGACGUUCCAGAAAACGCAUUGAGUAUGUUGAACGAAUGGUUAUCCAACGAUUACCAAUUUUAA
Messenger RNA from Kazachstania africana CBS 2517, 1515 nucleotides. RefSeq names its product carboxypeptidase C PRC1 (gene PRC1). Bases 1 to 1515 code for a protein of 504 amino acids. Gene Ontology annotation, cellular component: fungal-type vacuole. The record is from RefSeq and is a predicted model, not a curated record. The transcript has a single exon. Lineage: Eukaryota; Fungi; Ascomycota; Saccharomycetes; Saccharomycetales; Saccharomycetaceae. Gene Ontology annotation, molecular function: serine-type carboxypeptidase activity. Gene Ontology annotation, biological process: proteolysis.